This is a messenger RNA of Punctularia strigosozonata HHB-11173 SS5, 1907 nucleotides long. RefSeq names its product aldolase. The record is from RefSeq and is a predicted model, not a curated record. The transcript is spliced from 8 exons. Bases 55 to 1149 code for a protein of 364 amino acids. Gene Ontology annotation, molecular function: hydroxymethylglutaryl-CoA lyase activity. Gene Ontology annotation, biological process: ketone body biosynthetic process; L-leucine catabolic process. NCBI's taxonomy places the organism in Eukaryota, Fungi, Basidiomycota, Agaricomycetes, Corticiales, Punctulariaceae.
GCAUAUAUACCACCUGCCAGUACACCCCGGAUAGUUCCACUCCCAUUUUUUGAGAUGCUGAGCGCGCUAUAUAGUGGUGUGUCCUCAUCUAGAUAUGCAAUCCGGCAUGCUGCAUCCUCUGCAAUCGCGCGUAUUACCGGGCAACGGACGCUCGCAACUCUCCGCCCAGAGCGCGACCCCGACUUGGUGACCAUAGUGGAAGUUGGGCCUCGUGAUGGGCUGCAAAACGAGAAAUCAGUCAUCUCGACUGACACCAAGAUUGAACUGGUGAAUCGCCUAAGCCGAGUGGGACUGUCCGUAAUUGAAGCUGGUAGCUUCGUCAGCCCAAAGUGGGUCCCUCAGAUGGCGGGCUCAGCGGAUGUCCUCAAGGGCAUGGAACGACUUCCCGACGUCCAUUAUCCCGUCCUGGUACCGAAUCUCAAGGGGCUUUCGCACCUGAUUGCUCUUCUUCGAUCAAACCCAACUACCUCUCCAUUAACGGAUGAAAUUGCCGUGUUCACUGCGGCUACCGAUGCAUUCUCACAAGCGAACACGAACUGUACUGUUGCUGAAUCGCUGGACCGUCUGUCUGCUGUGACGCGCACUGCACUCGACAAUGGGUUGCGCGUGCGGGGAUAUGUUAGCGUGGUGAUCGACUGUCCGUACAGUGGAAAAGUGGAUCCGACUCAAGUCAGGGACAUCGCGAAGAUCCUACUGGAUAUGGGUUGUUAUGAAGUUAGUCUAGGCGACACAGUCGGCACUGGCAACACCGCAACCGUAGGGACAAUGCUGGAGACAGUCACAGGCGUUAUCCCGGUAGAGAAGUUGGCGGGACAUUUUCAUGAUACGUACGGGAUGGCCGUUUCAAACGGGAUUCUGGCACUCUCGGCGGGUAUCCGAACUCUCGACAGUUCUAUAGGGGGGUUGGGUGGCUGCCCCUAUUCUCCUGGGGCGACUGGCAAUGUCGCUACUGAGGACAUUCUCUACGCGCUCCGCGGAACGAAGUACCACACGAGGCACAGGACAGAGGAUCGUCUGGUUGAUGUCGCAGAAAUUGGAUGGUGGAUCAGCGAGCAACUUGGCCGCGCCAGUGCGAGCAGAGUCGGUCGUGCGUUGAAGGCUAAACAUGAGCGACAGAAGCUUCGGGAAAAGGCGAACGCAAAGCUUUGACGCCUGCGUAAUGUGUCAGGCCUGAGUGAUACAAAUUGAUUGUAUAGCUGUCCAUAGAAAGCAUACAGUGUUAUGCUCUCGUUUCGAUGCCUCUACUCUACGUUCUCCAAGAAGCCCAUGCCUCCUGCCCGUACUUUACUGAUGAAGUGGUCGUACCACUUCACGAUGACAUUCAUAGGUAUCAUUGUUUCGGGUGUAAUUCCUCCGCCGGCUGAGAAACCUGAUACGUAAUUGAACAGAUGCUUAACAACCUUUUCCGCCAACGAAGUAGGGUCUGCGGCCGUCGGUGUCUUUGCUAUCGCCAAAGACGCAGAGGGCAGUGCAGAUAUUUGUUGAGAGAUCAGCGGUAGCGGUUCUAUUGCGAGUCCAAGGACGGCAGUGACGUCCAAUGAUGUGCCAGUCAUGCCAACAUUGGAGCCGAAGGCGGCGUGAGCGGAGGAAGACGAGGAGGACUGGGUGAAUGUGCCGCGUAACCUGAAUAUUGCGGACGGUUUGUCAUUCGAAAGCAUUCCGAGCAGCUGGAAGCCCUUUCCCGGCCAGAAAAAGUGCACCGUCGCACCGUAACCCUCGGGGAACGGGACGGUACCGAGCAAGAAAACAGAUACGUGGUUGAUUGUGCUCGCCGCGGGGAGCUCGAAGUAGGCAUGUGUUUCAUCCACCUGGGUCAUCUCCGUUUGUAGGAGCCUCCCAGCGACAACGCAACCAAACAUUGGGGGCGGUUAUGCGGGGUUAUAAGAAGGUCCAGCGACGGUAAGAGC